AUGGGUCGCUGGGCUCCCUGGUCCCUCCUGCUGGGGCAGCUUGCCCAGGUGCUGUCACAACGGCAUGUGCGAGUGCCUACGGCAGAAGUGGCGCCCGGUGUCAGCAUGCCGGUGAUGUCCAUUGGAACCGGCGGGCUCGAGAGCCGUGCCGCCACCGAGAUCGUGAGCAACUGGCUCAGCCUGGGGGGCGAGGGGAUAGACACCGCGAAGGUCUAUCGGGACCAGGACGUUGUGGCCAAGGCAAUCAAGGAUGCAGGAGUUGACCGGAAGAAGCUCUUCAUCACAAGCAAGGUUCCGGGUUGCAUGAACGUGAGGGCAAAUGUGGAAGACGACCUUCAGCAGCUCGGCACCGACUACAUCGACCUGUUGCUCAUUCACUUCCCGCAGCCGUUCUUCAUGUGUCGCGAUGCGUGGGCAGUUCUCGAGGAUUUUCACUCCAAGGGCAUCCUGCGUGCCAUUGGCGUCAGCAAUUUCAAAAAAACAGACCUAGAGUCGCUGCUGAAGAACGCGACGGUGGUGCCCGCCGUCAAUCAGAUUCAGCACAACGUGUUCCACCACGACGACGAGACCAUCGCAUUCGCACGCGCUCACAACAUCACCAUCGAGGCAUACUCGCCGCUCGGACGGAGCAACAGCUCCGAGGUAACGGGGAGCCCCGUCGUCCGCGCGGUCGCCGACAACCACAACGUCACCUCUUUCCAGGUUGCCCUGAGAUGGAUCUUGCAGCACGGCCACCUGCUUACGUUCCAGUCCACCUCGACGGCGCACCAGUCUGUGGACGCAGACGUCUUCGACUUCGAGCUCACGAGCGAGGAGAUGGAGCGCCUGGACCAACUGCAGGGGCCCGCGCUGGCCCAGCAGGCGCUCGUCGUGUAG
Molecule: messenger RNA, 876 nt
Organism: Prorocentrum cordatum
Lineage: Eukaryota; Dinophyceae; Prorocentrales; Prorocentraceae
Source: the annotation of a GenBank genome assembly